AUGCCUCCGUGUUCAAAGCUUUUUUUAAAACUUACGCCUUUACUAUUCCUCUUCUCUCAAUUAGCCCAGGCAUUCUGUGUAUAUAAUAAACUAGAAGGUGAGCGUGUCAGUAUAAAAGUAUCCAACCUACAUACAACGGCUCCUACAAAACGAAUGUUUACAAAAACAAUCGCUCAAGGUGAAAGAGAAUGUUGUCCUUAUACGAACGAAGACUGUGUUUCUGGCGGACAGCGUGAUUCUCCUAUCAUACUAAGUGUCUAUUUUGCUUUUGAUUUGCUUGAGAUGUGGGAGGUGAAAAGGCAAUACGUCGUUCAUUGUGAAGGAGGAGCAGGUAUCGUCCUGACAGGUUCUGAUUAUAAUAAUAUUGAAGCAACAUGUUUUAAAGCGAAUAGAAAUUUUACCCGAGAAAAACUAGAACAUUGGACACUUGCAUAA
Mucor mucedo is the source of this 435-nucleotide messenger RNA. RefSeq lists its product as uncharacterized. Bases 1 to 435 code for a protein of 144 amino acids. The record is from RefSeq and is a predicted model, not a curated record. The transcript has 3 exons. NCBI's taxonomy places the organism in Eukaryota, Fungi, Mucoromycota, Mucoromycetes, Mucorales, Mucoraceae.